This is a messenger RNA of Gryllus bimaculatus (two-spotted cricket), 198 nucleotides long. Lineage: Eukaryota; Metazoa; Arthropoda; Insecta; Orthoptera; Gryllidae. The record is from the annotation of a GenBank genome assembly.
AUGAAGUUCUUCGGGCCCAGGCUACGAAAGGAUGACGAUGCACAGGAUGUAUCGUUAGCCACAAAUAGGAGGCAACAUCAGCAGCAUUUAAAAGCCCUGGAAAGUGUCCAAAAUUGCAGAGAGAAUGUUGUCGAAGAACCCCAAUCCAUCCCAGAGCCUCACCUUCCGAAGCUGACUCCUCUUGAAAGCAUUACCUGA